Messenger RNA from Manduca sexta (tobacco hornworm), 6225 nucleotides. Its product is annotated as zinc finger SWIM domain-containing protein 4. Gene Ontology annotation, cellular component: Cul2-RING ubiquitin ligase complex. Lineage: Eukaryota; Metazoa; Arthropoda; Insecta; Lepidoptera; Sphingidae. The record is from RefSeq and is a predicted model, not a curated record. The coding region runs from base 43 to 3729 and encodes 1228 amino acids. The transcript has 22 exons. Gene Ontology annotation, molecular function: zinc ion binding.
GCACGGCGCUGUCAGUCCGCGGCGAGCGGCCGAGCGAGCGCCAUGUCUGUGUGCGCGCCGCGCGCGUGCUGCCGGCCGCGCGCCCCGCCGACUUUGCUGGACAUUACAGCAAAAAUAGUGGCCGCCGCGAUCCCGUUCCAACGCAUCGAAGAGCGGUACGAGCGCAUCCCGGAGCCGGUGCAGCGGCGCGUGGUGUACUGGUCGUUCCCGCGGGACGAGCGCGACAUCUGCAUGUACUCAUCGCUGGCGCGCGCGCCGCCCGACGACCACCGCAACAUCGCGUUCUGCCGCGGCCUGAAGCUGCUGGAGGCGGGCUGCGUGGAGAGCGUGCUGCAAGUGGGUUUCCACCUCAGCGGCGUAGUGCGAGCGCCGGCCGCCGUGCCUCCGUGCUCCGAGCCCGAGAGACUUUACAGGGUCACUGUUUCAUUUGACAGAUGCAAGAUAACAGGCGUGACGUGCAGCUGCGAGGCGCGCGACAUAUUCUGGUGCCAGCAUGUUGUCGCGCUGGCGCUCUACCGCAUCAGGAAUGCAGACUCCGUGCGGCUGCGGGUGCCCAUCUCAGAAACCCUUCUGCAGAUGGACCGCCAGCAGCUGCAGAAAUUCGUCCAGUACCUGAUCGCGGAGCACCACACGGAGGUGCUGCCAACAGCGCAGCGACUUGCAGACGAGGUGUUACAGGCGCGCUCUGCUAUCAACAGGAUAUGCGGCGCGCCCGACCCGACUGCCGGGCCUCCGCCUGACGCACACCAUGCUUGGCAUCUCGAUGAACAGCAAGUGUGCGAGCAAGUGAGGGCGUAUCUACUACAGGGGACCUACUAUAACGCGAAUAAACAAUUAAACUCCUUAUUUUCUAAGGUUCGUGAAAUGCUCAGAGCACAAGACUCAAACGGUCCACGGAUGCUGAUGCUGAUGACGGAACAGUUCCUCUCGGACCCUCGACUUCUCCUCUGGCGGAACCAGAACACGCCCAUGACGGAGAAAUGUCGCCAACUGUGGGAGCAGCUCGGCGCGCUGUGGGUCAGCAUAGUCCUGGACCCUGGCAGUAACAAGAACCACAGGAUGCAGUGGCGACAUCUGCUGGAGAAGUGGUCGGCGGUUGAAGUCUGUCCUACUGAGGAUCCGGAUUACAGGUCGUUUCCUUUGUACGCGAGAGAAAGAGAAAGAAACGAGAGAGAUCGCGACAGAGACCACAGAGACCGCGACAGAGAAAGGCAUAGAGACAGGGAGGAAAGGGACAGAGAGAGGCUGCGGGAAAGAGAAGAGAGAGACAGAUCGUUGAAUUCCAGGGAGAGGCACAGGGAGCGGCAGCGGCGCGAGAUGCACUCGCACUCCGAGAGCUCUGACGAGGAAUCUAGGCCUAACAAUUACGAGAGGGAGUACAGGAGAGCCAGUAAGAGAUUAAGACUGCACAACCAAAGGACGACGACGCAGUUGACGCCGAGGACUGUUUUCCACAAAGCGUUGGAUGCGGUGGACAUAUCGUGGGAGAACGAGCACCUGAAGAACAUCCUGAGCAGCGACGAAUACUGCGACCCUGACAAGCCGGGCAAGGCCAGCGGCUCCAGUACCACCACGCUGCAGCCGUACCCCAAGUUCAACGAGCUUGGACAGCCGCUGUGGCAUGAGCACUUGCCGGUGGUGGGCGCGCGUAUCGAGGCGCUGCGAGCGCACGGACGCGCGCCCGCCGCGCUGCGCCUCGCCGUCAGCGCCGCCAGGGCCAUGAGGCACCGACAGGAGGUGGCGCAGCAGCGGUGGGAGGAGGUGGGCGCGGGCGAGGCGUCGUCGAGCGGCGAGUCGCUGCGCGCGUGCGCCGGCUCGGAGUCGUGCGCGGGCGCGGGCGGCGCGGGCGCGUGCGGCGAGCGCGUGAAGUUGUCGCUGGUGUGCGCGCACAUGGACAGCGGCGCGUGCCUGCCCGGCGCCGCCACCUGCGCGCUCUCGCACUCGCAGCGGUGCAUCGGACGCGACAGCAGAUGUUGGAUCGGAUGGACGCUGGAGGCGAUCUGGUGCGUGUACGAGUGCCUCGCGGACGCGUGCCUCGCGCCGGACGACCAGCGCGCCUCGCCGCGACUCCACACCGCGUACCUCGACGAGGAGCCCAACACUGGACUGCCGCCACGGUACCAACAUGUGCCUGUAGCUGGCAGUAAAAACCCUGAGGAGACGUACCUGGCCCUAGCAUUAGAAGCUGCUCUGUUAGGACUUGGUGUCCAACGGAUGCUGCCCAGCGGACUAUAUGCGCAGGAGCGGUAUUGUAAACAGGAGGAGCGUCUGAUCAGCCAGCUGCAGCGCGUGGAGGGCGAGGCGGCGGGCUCGGUGUGCGGCCGCGUGGCGCGGGCGCUGCUGCUGGGCGGCCCCGCCUCCUGCCUCGGCGCCCGCGUGCAUCCCCGCGCUGCGCCUGCGCACACCUUCGCGAGAUACCUCUUCCUUACGCUGCUGCCCACCGACCCGGACCUCGCCUACCGCGUUGGAUUGCGUGCCAUGAGAUUGCCAAUGGUGGAGGAAGCGUACGCGUUAGACGCGGGUGGCGCGGGCGCAGGCGGCGCGGGAGCGGGCGCGGGCGCGUGGCACACGCUGCAGCACGCGGAGCAGCAGCAGGCGGCGCUGGCGAGCGCGUUGCUGGGCGCGGCGCGCGGCUCGGCGGCGCGGCUCCGCGCGGCGCUCGCGGCGGCGCAGCGGCACGUGCGCUCCGCCGCGCAGCUGUUCCGCCUCGCGCAGGACGCGCUGCGACACGCCGCGCCGCCCGACGCGCCGCACCACCACCGCGACCUGCUCGCCGCGGCCUUCGAACUGGGACUGCAGGUGUUGCGGAUGACGUUGUCAUCAGUGAACUGGCGGCGGCGCGAGAUGGUCCGCUGGCUGGUGACGUGCGCCACCGAGCUCGGACUAGACGCGCUGCUCUCCAUCAUGCAGAACUGGUACGAGUUAUUCACGCCUACGGAGGCGACGGGCCCGGUAGCCGCGGCGGCCAUGUCGCAUGCUACCGCGUUGCGACUCGGCCUCACCUUCGAACAACAGGAAAAGCUCAGCGCCUGCGCACGCACGCUAGCAUUGCAGUGCGCCGCCAAGGACCCGCCGGGGUGCGCGCUGUCGGCGCUGUCGGUGUGCGAGGGCAGCGCGGGCGCGUUCGAGGCGGCGUGCGCGGCGGUGGGCGGCGCGGCGGCGCGCGGUGCGCUGGCGUCGUCGCAGCUGUUCGCCGUGGCGCGCUACAUGGAGCAGCGCGGCCAGCCCGCGCGCGCCAUGCGCCUCGCCACGCUCGCCAUGCGCAACCUGCAUCUGCACUACAACCAGGACAGUCACCCAGCAAUAGCGGACAUCCAUUGGGCGGUGGCGUUAGCUCACUCACUGGGCCGCGCCGAGCUGCAGGCAAUGUUGCCGUUGUUGGUUAAAAACGUCCAGUGCGCGCCUGUUCUGUCGGACGUGCUGCGGCGGUGCUGCGUGGCGGCGGCGGGGUGCUCGCGCGCGCGGCCCCCUCCCCCGCGCCCGCCCACGCCGCUGCGCCCUCUGCUGGAGGCGGCGCUGCGCGCGUAUGCCUCCACCACGCAUGCGCGCCUCGCACACAUCUCGCCGAGACACUACGCCGACUUCGUCGACUUUCUCGGCAAGGCCCGCGACACGUUCGCGUUAGCCCACGACGGGCCGCACCAGUUCGCAGCUCUCCUGCAAGAAAUCAAACUCAAAUACAAAGGCAAGAAGAAACUCAUGUUCCUCGUCAAAGAAAGGUUUGGUUGAAAUUCGCGACAACUAUCUAAAGUAUUAAGAUAUGUAUUUAUUCUCAUUUACACCGCAGUUAAUCAUUCACUAAGGCGUUUAUUGUUUACGAAUGUAUGAAAACAUCGUUGGAAAGCUACACAAGAUGCUAAAUGUAAAAAACCGACUGUAUUGGUAAGAACAUGUUUUUCGAUACAUUGUUCGAGUUAAGUUUUCUUUUUCAAAAUUGGCGCAAUUGAAUUGUCGUUUUUGUUUAUUUCUUUGGCCUCGAUACGUGCAAUAAGUAAGCAUGUAAAUAAAGUUAUUCACACAAAUUGCGACGUCGCGAGUACAGACGGACGCGCGUACGGUAAAAUGAUUACCUCAUGAAUGGUACGUCUCGUACUGAUCGUGUACCAAACCAGUCUACUCUAAAGUAUUAUUUUUAUUUAAACGGAAAAAUAUAUAACUGACCUCGUAACGUCGUUUUUUAUAUGUAAGUAAUAAUGUGUAUUGAUCUCAAUGAUUCCAUAUGUGUACAUAGAUGUAAGUGAUGUAAAUAUUAAAGUAAGUUUAGUACUGAGAAACUAGACAAUUAAUGUAAGUAGUUGGGAUGCGGGGCGUACUGCGGUUAUCUAGAACUUUCGGAAGAUGGCAGUACGCGCCGCGCCGGUAGACACAUAGCUCGCCAUUCAUAUAGCGUCCAAUAGCAGUGGAAGAUAUUAAAUGACAUAACACCAAAGAAAUAUUAUAAGUCCAGACGUGAGUUAAGCAAUGCCAUCAUUGUUUCAGUAUUCUUGAGUAUUCAGUAUCUUUAGUUGUAUGCUGUACGUUAGUUAUUGUUUUAUUUUAUCUUCUGUAAGCCUGUUUAUCUGCUGUUUUAGGGACGCGAUACGUACGCAUUCAAUUAAAUAAAUUGAGUUCGUCUUUUUGUUUCCGAUAUUUUAAUGUGUUUUUGUUUCAUGUUAGAUCUAUAAAAAAUAAUAAAAAAAAAACAAUUUAUUUCAUUUUCUGCGUACGCUCAAUAGCUUCGUUCAAAAUGGAAGUCUCUCAUACAUUUACUGGCACUAAACACUCAAUUUUCAACAACUAUUCGAAAAUAUUAUGUUUAAACUUGCGCCGUAUGAUUCGUUGAUUCAGGCACAAAAUAUCCGUUGAUUUGUUUAGGUUAGAACGUAAAAUUUUAAUAUGAAGUGCAUUUAAAUAGAAUAUAAUAGAGGCGACAUUGGCUGGAUAGUGUUCAGAGUUAGGUGAAUCUGUAAUUAGGGAUAAAAAAGACUUGCUAUGAAUGAAUUUUGUACUGUUUGUGUGGAAGGGUUGUGCAGAUACACAAAUUCUUGCCAUUAUAAUACGAGUAAAUUUAUUCUGAAUAUGUUUACAGGAAUAAUAAUACUGUAUUGUGUUAAUAAUACUAAUACGGAUUAAGUUUUAUUACUAAUAUAUGCCUUCUAAGCCGACAAUUGAGAGAGCAAGAAUUUGAAUUUUUGUUACGCCCUUUUACGUAAGGUAUUUUGAGUUUAAAUAUUGUGCAUAAUUUUUGUAGAGUAACAAUUGACAAUAUAUUGUAACCCUGUUUCGCUCGUCUCAAUUUCAUCCGUGUUAGAUAUUAUUAACGCAAUACAAAAUACAUAAACUUUUGCCAACCCUCAAGUGUGUCAAAAAUGUAAAAAAAAUAAAAAUAAAGCAAGACAUUGCAUCUCAUACUCAGUUGGGAUAGAAUGUAAAUAUUUAUAUAAAGAUUAGUUAGUGCGACGAGAGUCCGUAGACAAACUACCAACUUCUUCCUUGCCAGAGAUUACUAAAGUACUUAGGAAGUCAUACGACAGUGCAUAGACAAACGGAUAUACAUUUGUAUGUUAAUAUAACACUGCUUUAAUGAAUACACAGUUAGAAAGCGGCGAUGCUUGGGCUGAAAUAUUUUGUUAAAAAACAAUUGUAAUUUGCAUUCCGUUAGAAAUCAUAAGUUAUUGAUAAACAUAUUUAUCCAUAACUUAAAAUAGUUCAGUCUGAACACAGCCUGUAAACAUGUAUAAAUGAUUUUUGUUACAUGAAUAAUGUUUAUUUACAAGUACGCCAAUACAAUGUCGAGCAAUAAUUUAGCCUUCGGCCGGUCUGUUGUAAUUCUGUGUGAUUGCUUUUGUGUAAAUUUUAGAAUAUUGAAUUCUAUAACAGUUAUUUUGAAACACAUGUAAUAUAUUUACAUAUUUAUAUUAUAAUCUUAUUAUAUAAUCCAGGAAUACUGUUUAUCAUAACAGUAUUCGUUCGCAAUAAUUAAUGUACAAGUGUGUUUCAAAAUAAAUGUAAAUGAUUAGACUACGACUUGCCAAAUUAAACGACAAGCAAAUAAUAUUUGACCUCAAGUGCCUUCAGGCGAGUCCAAAUUAAUAUCAGGCCGGCUCUGAUUACUUUUGUUAUAUUUUUUAUUCAGUAACAAUAUCAGUGGCUAUAAUUUGUAAUUGUGUUGUACGUUAAACGUGGACACCCUUCAGUGCUGGUAUUAAGAAGGUGAUAAUUUCAAUAUAAAUAAUUGAAAAAAUA